Dioszegia hungarica is the source of this 585-nucleotide messenger RNA. RefSeq lists its product as uncharacterized. Gene Ontology annotation, cellular component: mitochondrion. The transcript is spliced from 3 exons. Lineage: Eukaryota; Fungi; Basidiomycota; Tremellomycetes; Tremellales; Bulleribasidiaceae. Gene Ontology annotation, biological process: intrinsic apoptotic signaling pathway. Bases 1 to 585 code for a protein of 194 amino acids. The record is from RefSeq and is a predicted model, not a curated record.
AUGAUACAGCCUCUCACUCAUCGUGCUAGCCCAGUAGCGCUCUGGAUACUCAUCCGCCAUGCCUCGACAUCUGCCUCUCCGGCUGCGCCCGCGCCGAGGAGAAGGAGAAGACAGGUGGAGGCGAAAGCAGGGGAUGAUCUGAUCGCUCCCCCAGAUUCUAUCUCUAAUAUCCGUCCCGUCAUCUACGCCUCGUCCCCUUCGUCAAGGCAUCAGACCGCUAAUUCCCCAUACUCUACCGGAGAGUUCCCGAACGCUUCUGCCCCUUCGAGGCUGGGCGAGCUGGAGCUGGAAUGGAGAUUAAGAAGAGAACGGGUAGAUGCUAUGAAUCAUCGAUUCUGGGCGGACCGAAAUCAAGAAUUCAACGCCCAACUAGCCCUCCGACUCUCCCUCCUCCCCACCCCCGCCUCUCCGCCUACUCCCGAAGACAUCAAACGGAGAGAAGACGUCCUUUCCCAAUUCUACGCGGACUGGCAAGCGUCCAAUAGGGACCGGAUGGGCGUAUGGGUCCGGCGAUGGUGGAGGGAGGUAUGGGAGGGGCUGAGGAUGCAGGGGAAAGUACACUGGACGCGGAUGUUGGGGAGAUAG